This is a messenger RNA of Pteropus alecto (black flying fox), 3219 nucleotides long. RefSeq names its product myelin transcription factor 1 (gene MYT1). Bases 1 to 3219 code for a protein of 1072 amino acids. Gene Ontology annotation, cellular component: nucleus. Gene Ontology annotation, biological process: regulation of transcription by RNA polymerase II. The record is from RefSeq and is a predicted model, not a curated record. NCBI's taxonomy places the organism in Eukaryota, Metazoa, Chordata, Mammalia, Chiroptera, Pteropodidae. Gene Ontology annotation, molecular function: zinc ion binding; RNA polymerase II cis-regulatory region sequence-specific DNA binding; DNA-binding transcription factor activity, RNA polymerase II-specific. The transcript has 21 exons.
AUGAGCUUAGAAACCGAGGACAAACGAGCUCGGACGCGGUCCAAGGCCCUCCGAGCGCCCCCAGAGCCUGCAGGCGCCGACCUCAGCUGCCCGACCCCAGGAUGCACAGGCUCGGGACACGCACGGGGCAAGUACUCCCGGCACCGCAGUUUGCAGAGCUGCCCUCUGGCCAAGAAGAGGAAGCUGGACAGCACCGAGGCCCAGCACCUGGCGUCCAAGCGGAAGUCUCAGCCCCUGAAGCUGGCUCUUGAUGAGGGCUACAGCGUGGACAGCGAUGGCAGUGAGGACGCCGCGGUGAAGGACGCCUCUGUUUCGGGUGAAUCGGAAGCCACUCUGGAGGAGGACGACGCCGAGAUGUCAGGACAGGACGAGAUUCAUCGCGCUGAGCCAGCUGAAGGACGGAGCCCCAUUACCUCUCGUGCGGCCUCUGGCCCCAUCAGCAGCCCGGCAGGCCCCUCCAGAGGCUACCAGGAGCUCAUCGCCACGUCCCUCCUGAACUUGGGCCAGGUCGCCGAAGAGGCCCUGGUCAGGGAGGACUCGGGCCAAGGGGCCAGACGAGGCCCCGGUGUGGUGCACUUGCUGCGGGAUGAGCCUGAAGAAGGGGCUACCAGUGACGAAGGGGACAAGGACAUCUUUAUCCAGCCGGAAGAGGCAGAGGAAGUCAUCGAGGUCACCAGCGAACGCUCCCUGGAGGGUAUGAGCAGCGAGGAGUCCAGCAAGCCAAGAGUCACCCUGGGUGACGCAGACGGGGCUGAGGACGAGGACGAGGACGAGGACGAGGACGAGGACGGGGACGCAGACGAGGAUGAGGACGAGGACGAGGACGCUGCUCCCGGGUGCAUCUGUGAGGACGCUGCCCCCUGCGCUCCCACCCCGCGGGCCCCCGAGCCCGCCAGCCCCGAGCCCGCGUACUCCGUCCUCGUGGAGGUGCGCUCGGACGACGGCCAGGACGAGGACUCGCGCUCGCAGAAGUCUGCGGUCACAGAUGCGUCGGAGAUGUACGACGUGAUGACCCGCGGGAACCUGGGCCUCCUGGAGCAGGCCAUCGCCCUGAAGGCCGAGCAGGGCCAGCCGAGCCCGGGCGAGCCGGCGAAGGGGGCCCGGCCCCUGGAUGCCCCGCCGAGGACCUGCUGCGGCAAAGAUUCCUCGAGAGCUGAGAAACGGGAGAUCAAGUGUCCGACACCGGGCUGUGAUGGCACGGGCCACGUGACCGGUCUGUACCCUCACCACCGUAGCCUGUCCGGCUGCCCCCACAAGGACAGGAUCCCGCCGGAGAUCCUGGCCAUGCAUGAGAAUGUGCUCAGGUGCCCGACCCCGGGCUGUACGGGCCAAGGCCACGUGAACAGCAACCGCAACACGCACCGAAGUUUGUCUGGGUGUCCCAUCGCUGCUGCUGAGAAGCUGGCCAAGUCUCACGAGAAGCAGCAGCCGCCGACGGGAGACCCUGCCAAGAGCGGCUCCAGCUCAGACCGGACGCUCAGACCCAUGUGCUUCGUGAAGCAGCUCGAGGUCCCUCCGUAUGGAAGCUACCGGCCCAGUGUGGCCCCUGCCACACCCAGGGCCAACCUGGCCAAGGAGCUGGAGAAGUUCUCCAAGGUCACCUUCGACUACGCAAGUUUCGAUGCUCAGGUUUUUGGCAAACGCAUGCUUGCCCCAAAGAUGCCAACCAGCGAGACCUCACCCAAAGCCUUUAAAUGCUUCGACUACACGCAUGACGCCGAGGCUGCGCACAUGGCCGCCACCGCCAUCCUGAAUCUGUCCACGCGCUGCUGGGAGAUGCCCGAGAACCUCAGCACGAAGCCGCAGGAGGCGCCCCGCAAGGUCGUGGACAUCGAAGUGGACGAAAACGGGACACUGGACCUGAGCAUGCACAAGCACCGCAGGCGGGAGGGUGCCCUCCCUGGUGGCAGCAGCAGCCCCGGCGUCAGGCCCCCCGACGCCCCCCAGCGCCGGGACAGCGGCAGCGCCCCCAGCGGCUCCGUGACCUCGCCGCAGCCCAGCCAGGCCUCCCGCCAGGACGAGUGGGACCGGCCCCUGGACUACACCAAGCCCAGCCGCCAGCGGGAGGGGGAGCCCGAGGAGUCAGAGCCAGCAGCCCAUUCUUUUGCUUCCUCUGAAGCAGAUGACCAGGAAGCGUUGGAGGAGAGCUUCGAGGAGCGGCGGUACCCUGGGGACGUCACCCUCACCAGCUUUAAGCUGAAGUUUCUGUCCAAGGACAUGAAGAAGGAGCUGCUGACCUGUCCCACCCCCGGCUGUGACGGCAGUGGCCACAUCACCGGGAACUAUGCCUCCCACCGCAGCCUCUCUGGUUGUCCUCUUGCUGACAAGAGCCUCAGAAACCUCAUGGCUGCCCAUUCUGCUGACCUCAAGUGCCCCACGCCCGGCUGCGACGGCUCUGGCCACAUCACGGGGAACUACGCCUCGCACCGGAGCUUGUCAGGCUGCCCACGUGCCAAGAAAACUGGAGCCAAGGUGACACCCGCCAAGGACGACAAGGAAGACCCUGAGCUGAUGAAGUGCCCAGUCCCAGGCUGCGUGGGGCUCGGCCACAUCAGCGGCAAGUACGCCUCUCACCGAAGCGCGUCCGGCUGCCCGCUGGCCGCGCGGAGGCAGAAGGAGGGCUCCGUCAACGGCCCCUCAUUCUCCUGGAAGUCGCUGAAGAACGAGGGGCCCACCUGCCCCACCCCGGGCUGCGACGGGUCCGGCCACGCCAACGGGAGCUUCCUCACCCACCGGAGCUUGUCCGGCUGUCCCAGAGCCACUUUUGCUGGAAAGAAGGGAAAACUCUCAGGGGAUGAGGUUCUCAGCACGAAGUUCAAGACGAGUGACGUGCUGGACAACGAUGAGGAGAUCAAGCAGCUGAACCAGGAGAUCCGAGACCUGAGCGAGUCCAACUCGGAGAUGGAGGCCGCCAUGGCACAGCUGCAGUCCCAGGUCUCGUCCAUGGAGAGGAGCCUGCGGAGCAUCGAGGACGAGAACAGGCUGAUCGAGGAGCAGAACGAAGCGCUGUUCCUGGAGCUGUCUGGCCUGAGCCAGGCCCUCAUCCGGAGCCUCGCCAACAUCCGCCUGCCACACAUGGAGCCGAUAUGUGAGCAGAACUUUGAUGCCUACGUGAGCACCCUCACCGACAUGUACUCCAACCAGGAAUGCUACCAGGACCCUGAGAACAAGGACCUCCUGGAGAGCAUCAAGCAGGCCGUGAGGGGCAUCCAGGUCUAG